Aphanomyces invadans is the source of this 1799-nucleotide messenger RNA. RefSeq lists its product as hypothetical. Gene Ontology annotation, molecular function: dioxygenase activity. NCBI's taxonomy places the organism in Eukaryota, Oomycota, Saprolegniomycetes, Saprolegniales, Verrucalvaceae. The transcript is spliced from 4 exons. The coding region runs from base 54 to 1694 and encodes 546 amino acids. The record is from RefSeq and is a predicted model, not a curated record.
UUCUCGGGCACCGCCGCACUUGCCCGCGCGGCGUCGCACAAAUCCAUCGAGCAAUGACCGAGUCCGCACCGGCGCCGGCGGCGCAACCCGCAUUGACAUGCGAAGAGAAGAAAGCGGUGGGUUCGCUUUCCGCCCGCGAGCACUUUCGCAUACGGUUUUUCUACGGCGACAAGAUGGUGGAUUCGUUGUUGAAGCUUCCGUUGACGAUGGAAGCCGUGCCUGUGGACGAAGGCACGCAGUGCUUGCAUUUGGAACUGUGGCUCAAGGAGCAAUUCCUGAUUCCGCAAGACCAAAGCGUUUUUGCUGUCGUGCCGGUUCUCGAAGCGUACAGCCCCCCGAUGCCAUUAAUGCUGCUCAACACGAUCGCAUUUCGAAUCCUGCAAGAGCUUCCAACGCCGGACGCCCCGCUCCCCAUCCUCGACUACGCCUUGGUUGUGCGUCCUCUAAGCAAUUUAAACACCCCGAUCCCACCUGCGACCGACGAGGCGUCACCUUUCCAUGCAAUCGACGGUGCAGCUCUCGGCAGCAAAGACGUCUCCUCCUUGGCGCGGCAACGCGCGCAGGUCGAGUUCGUGACCAAAAUGAAAACGUUUGGUUUUGCCAGGGUUUUAGUCACACGGGAGCAAGCGCAGAUACCUCUCGAUGCGUGGGAGCAAGUUCGCACGUGGCUUGCUGCGCAGCUCGCCCUUCCUCGUGCUGACAGGUGGGGCGAACGCGUCGACAACACCGAGUCGCUUGAGCCUGCUGCACUGGACGGCGGACCAGAGCAAUCAAGCCAGGAUGACGAAGACAAAGUUGCUUCAAAGCCGCCGUCGUCGAUGCUGGCGUCACUGGCGUGCUUUUGGAGGUCUCCAGCCCCAACGAAGGCAACGACGUCGCCGCUAAAGCCACUCAUGGCGUCAAAAGGUCGAUACGUCGGGUUCAGCUGCGACCCAAAUAGGGAGUACCUGCAGCUCCGUCAUCCCCUGCGCAGCGCUGGCACGGUGUGGCCGCGCCCGUACUUCCACGAGAAAAAUCAGACAGAGUUUGCGAGCAAUAUGUUGACCCUGCUGAAAUUUCUCGACGGCAUCGGCCGAGACUGCAUGGAGGCUAUUUGCGCCGUGCUCAAUGUGGACAGGAGCUUUGUGUUUGACGACCUACUCGACGAUGUGUCGCCGCCACCGGCCACGGAAGCGGAGGUCACGGCCACGAAUGAGUCGUGCCGCUACGGCGCGUCAGUGCUCCGAGUGUACAACUACCGCAACAAGAAGGAAGCUGUCGACCAGAGCCCCAGUGCUCGCAUGGACCUGCAUAUGUCGUGUGGCUCGCAUGCCGACUUGGGUCUCGUGACGGUGUCGCCCUGUGCCACGCUUCCUGGCCUCCAAAUGUGGAACCUGGACCGCAUGCUGUGGACAGACGUCGAGUCCGAUGCGUCGACGCUGCAUUUUUCUGUAUUCGCCGGCGAAACCCUAGGAUACAUCACGAACGGCCUCAUUCAAGCGCCGCUCCAUCGCGUUCCCGCCACCGUCGUCGAAGACGAAGCUACCCGACGCAUGUCGAUGCCGUACUUUCUACGGGCCAGGCCCCAAGCAUGCUUGAACCCCACGCGGCCCAAGGACGUGCCGCCACUAACCGUACGCGAUCUCAUGGAAGAGCGCAUCUUCAAGACUCGGCCGUGGCGAAGGGAGGCGUCUGCGACGACCCCGGACUACUGAACAACGCCAAAGUACCGUUGGACAUUCGGGGCAUGUUCGAGGUCUAUUCUCUGGUGCAAUUUCGCGAAUAUUUUUACGUAUUUUGUCGAAAAGUGUCAUCUCCAC